UAUAAAUACCCAAAUCCAAUGCAAGCUUUGUACUCGAUUAUAGUUCCAAUGGCUAGAAUUCUUCCCAUCUUGGCCUCCCAACUCCUCCUUUUCUUCUUCAUCUCUUCCUACUCCACAGUUUCGGUCGCCGGAGAAGAUGAGGGCUUUUCCAGAAGCCUAGACAGGAAGCUACUCGGGCUCAAGAAAGAAAAGCUCAGCCACUUCCGCUUCUACUGGCAUGACAUCGUCAGUGGCCGUAAUCCGUCUGCUGUCAUGGUCGUGCCACCGGCCUCCAACACAUCGACGGGCUUCGGUUUAGUGAGCAUGAUCGAUGACCCUUUAACCUUGGGACCAAAGUUGAGCUCAAAGAUGGUCGGAAGGGCACAGGGGUUUUAUGCCUCUGCCUCACAACAAGAGCUUAGCCUACUAAUGGUUAUGAACUUUGCAUUUAUUGAAGGGAAGUACAAUGGUAGCACUAUCUCCGUGCUAGGGAGGAACGCCGUGUUCUCCACCGUGAGGGAGAUGCCGGUGAUCGGAGGGAGCGGGCUUUUCCGGUUUGCUAGGGGUUAUGUUCAAGCCAGUACUCAUAGCCUUGAUAUCAAGACAGGAGACGCCACCGUUGAGUACAAUGUCUAUGUGUUGCAUUAUUGAUGUUCUUGAGUCUUUUUAAUUAAUUAGCUUUAAUUUACUCAAUUAUGCUCUUAAUUUCUUGAGUUGACCACUUUUUGAGUAUGUUAGUUGGCCGACCACCUUUGAUUGCUUUAAGCCAUUAAGUGGGGUUGGUUUUGUGUUAUUUAUAUUACUUGAGAUUAAUGCGUUAUCAAGUCUUUGAUUCGAAUACAAUAAAAUUUAUGUAAUUUUACUCA
Molecule: messenger RNA, 845 nt
Organism: Alnus glutinosa
Lineage: Eukaryota; Viridiplantae; Streptophyta; Magnoliopsida; Fagales; Betulaceae
Product: dirigent protein 22-like
Exons: 1
Coding region: 19-630 (203 amino acids)
Source: RefSeq, a predicted model, not a curated record